CUUUCGCUUUGAACCAUUUUUCACCAGUUUGUGAAAAUACAAAAGUAGUUGGAUCAGUUUUCUCAAAUGUUAGUGUAUAUAUGCAGAACUUGAGUAAUUUCUCUUUCAAUAAGCGCUUCUUUCAAUGAACCACGACGAAAAGGUAAAAAUGGUGAACAAGCUUGAAUAACUGGCCGGUCAGUGGCUCAAUCUCAGCGCGGAUUAGUCUUUGAAGCGACGAAGGCAGCAGUAGUAGGCGGUCGCUCUGAGUUGCGACACAGCUGUUUGAUUUGUUCUUUGUUUUGAUCUGGUCGCCUUUCGGUCGUCGGUGGUGCUUUCAGCAGAAAACUUUUUAAGUCUUUUUCUCCGUCAUAAGUGGACUGAAGUUGAGUUGAAAUUGUCGUGUAAAUAUAACGUGAGAUAGUGUUCCCGCGAUAUGCGUCACUAAAUUACGGUUAAAAAUUCUCCCUCACUAGAGAGGCGAACAAAUUGUUUCUGGACUGAACACGAGUGUGCAAACCGCGGUGGUAUAAGUGAAAGUUGAAAAAGAAAAUUGCAAGCAACUACCUGCCAAUUAGCGGCGAACUAUGAACAUCUCGACCGGCUUCAUGGACGAAACGUUCGUCUAUCUGUACCGGGAGAUGAUGGACAACUACAUGCCGGCGUACAUUAAACAGUUGGAGUACACCCCCUGGAUAUUUUCAUUGCUCGGAUCGGCACUGAUCGGGUUGAGUGGAAUCCUGCCGCUGGUGGUGAUACCGGCGGGAGAUAAAGAUGCCGCUGAUUUUAAGGAUCCCGCCGAAUCAAAAACCCUCAAAGUACUACUGAGUUUUGCCGUGGGUGGACUACUUGGUGAUGUUUUCCUACAUCUGCUGCCGGAGGCAUGGAGUAGUGAUGUGGUGACCGCCGGACAGUCCGAGUCUGCUCACGAACACCCGUCUAUGCGCAGUGGUUUAUGGGUGCUUAGUGGGGUGCUGAUUUUCACCAUUGUGGAAAAAAUCUUCUCCGGCUACACGAGUGCCGACGAGAAUAAUCCACAGCCCAGAUGUGUGGAGAUUGCGACGUGUUUGCUGCGGAAGAGUGGUGGGAAACUGCCGGAAGGAUUUGUGGGAAGUUGUGGCCAGUCUUGCGACAUCGAAGACGUUCCGAAUGGAUGCUUUCUCGCGGGAAAGUCCGAGGAAAAGAAAGAACCUACCAAGAAGGUGGCUGGAUAUCUGAAUCUGCUGGCGAAUUCUAUCGAUAACUUUACCCAUGGCUUAGCCGUUGCCGGUUCAUUUCUGGUAUCGUUUCGUCACGGAAUACUAGCUACCUUUGCCAUCCUGUUACACGAAAUCCCUCACGAAGUGGGUGACUUUGCCAUACUGCUACGAUCCGGUUUUAGCCGGUGGGAUGCGGCAAAGGCACAGCUACUGACGGCUGGAGCAGGCCUAAUGGGAGCGUUGGUAGCAAUUGGUGGAAGUGGUGCUACGACUGCCAUGGAAGCUCGUACGUCCUGGAUCAUGCCGUUCACGGCUGGAGGAUUUCUCCACAUCGCACUGGUGACGGUGUUACCGGAUCUGCUCAGUGAAAAUGAUCCCGUGGAAUCAAUCAAACAGUUUGCUGCCCUUUUGCUGGGUAUCGGUCUAAUGGGAGUGAUGACCGUGUAUUUGGAACACUAGAAAAAUUUCUUUCUCAUCUGUUCGAAAAAACUAGGAUGUGCGUGCGUGUAUCUAUAGAUGUAAGACUGGAUGGCGAGAACUCUACGAUUGGAUUGAUCCUUCCACCCACCCCCUUUCUAGCCCUAUUCUCUAGUCCCAAGGACUCUGGCACGAUCCAAUGUAGUGUCAUCUGUGUUUGCCAUACUCCUCUACGUGUAAGAAAAAAAAAAAAACAAAAAAAUCAAAUUACUAGGUCGUAGCUAAUAAACGGUACGUAACCAAUUUAACUGUUAAAGCGUAAAUUUUGUUAAAUAAUGUAAUUAUAUAGAUGAUAGGAAACGACACGAUAAUAAUAAUAGACUCCUCGGGCAGGUUUCAUUUGUGAUACUGUUGUCCAUCAAGCGAAAGAAGAGCAAAAUUUCUGCUCAUUUAUAGAUUGAAUGUAGAUGGCUGCUCAGAACGCGGCAAUAUCUAGAAAGCUUGGUCGUUUUCUUCACAACUUUUCUGUAAAUAUAACCGAAUCGGUGAUCGGUUGAUUUGUCUGCGGUGAUUCUGAUAUAUGAGACAAGUGAAGAAGAAACCCUGUGAUUGCCUGUAUGAUACCCAAUUGUAAUAAAACGAUAUUCGAAAGUGCUAGCGGA
Molecule: messenger RNA, 2257 nt
Organism: Topomyia yanbarensis
Lineage: Eukaryota; Metazoa; Arthropoda; Insecta; Diptera; Culicidae
Gene: Zip99C
Product: zinc transporter ZIP13 homolog
Exons: 4
Coding region: 567-1637 (356 amino acids)
Biological process (GO): zinc ion transmembrane transport; intracellular zinc ion homeostasis
Cellular component (GO): membrane
Molecular function (GO): zinc ion transmembrane transporter activity
Source: RefSeq, a predicted model, not a curated record